AUGUCGAUAUUUUUAAAACAAACUACACAGCGCAAGAAUCAAUGCUCCCAGCUUAUCAAUCUGACUGGAAACCUCAAAAUUCGUCGUUUUUUAAGAUACUGAAUCCAUUUUUAUGAGGACUGAAAAAGUAACCUGCUUCACGUGCCUAUAAAAUAUACCUCUAGCAGUGAGCAUACAGUCUGAUGAAGAGCCUCGCCUAAUUAUUUAUUAAAAAUAGAAAAUUAGAUUUUUGUCUAAUAAUAAUAUUUCUUUAAUUUGAUAUAUCCGAAUAUAAUCAAUAAUAUGAGCCUAUUUGGAUAUACGUUAGAAGAAACUAGCAGCGAAAUCGACUCUUGGGUAUCAGAAAUCAGAGAAAACCUUAACCACAUAACAAAUAAGAAAGCCGAAGACUACGGCUUUGACUUCACAAACGAAAUUCCUCGAACAUCUAUUGCAAAACGUUUUGAAUGGGAGGAAAUCCCAGAUGAUACUAAACCAUCAUGUGGAUUCUAUUCCAGUUUUCGAAAUUCUUAUGCGAGAUCAAGUUUAUCUACUAUGCCGUCUUUAGACGCCGAUCAAGUUGAAGAAAUUCCAAAAAUCCUAGACUUAAAUCUCAGGGUUUCGUUAGAAAGCGAAAAUGUCAGCGAUUUUUCUUUGAAGAAUCAGCAAUCUAUAUAA
Molecule: messenger RNA, 657 nt
Organism: Blepharisma stoltei
Lineage: Eukaryota; Ciliophora; Heterotrichea; Heterotrichida; Blepharismidae
Source: the annotation of a GenBank genome assembly